Messenger RNA from Polychytrium aggregatum, 981 nucleotides. Its product is annotated as ribosomal protein S5, C-terminal domain-containing protein. The transcript has 3 exons. Lineage: Eukaryota; Fungi; Chytridiomycota; Chytridiomycetes; Polychytriales. Gene Ontology annotation, molecular function: structural constituent of ribosome; RNA binding. Gene Ontology annotation, biological process: translation. The coding region runs from base 171 to 956 and encodes 261 amino acids. The record is from RefSeq and is a predicted model, not a curated record. Gene Ontology annotation, cellular component: ribosome.
CAAGAGGCCAGAGUCCGAUACACCACAUCGCACCACACGCUGCUCUGCAUCUGGCUGGCUGACGGACGCACGAAAGCUCCCGUCCUGCUUGUUGACCACACCACACCGCAUCUCAAUAUCGGAGACGGCGAUCGCGCAAAUCGACUUUUUUUUUCAACCCUCACCUUCCGAUGGCGUUUCGAGGAAAGAUGUUCCAGUCGGGGCUACUCCGACUUCAGUCCGUGGCUGUUUCUCCUGCCAAGCAACUGUUCGGAUCUGUGACACGGAUCCCCACCGUCACGCCCAUGCCGCUACGAAGCUACUCGAUCACAGCCGCCGCCCAUAACACUGCUCAGCAAACGGCCCGCACCACAACUGCCGCACCGCAGCCGACAGACCUGCCCGAUUCUGGCUCGGCCGACAGUUUCUCCAAGCCCGCGAUCCGGCCCCGCGCCCCUCUGCUCAAGAGGGUGUUGUGCGUUCGCCAGGUCUCGCGCACAACUCGCAACGGCAAGGUUCGUCAGAGCUAUGCCAUGGUCGUUGUCGGCGACCAGAACGGCAGCGCGGGCUAUGGCGAGGGCCGAGCCCAGGAUAUCUCGUCUGCUGUCCGCAAAGCCACCCUGCUGGCGGAGAAGAACAUGAUCCGCAUCGAGCGCUUCCACAACCGCACGCUCUUCCAGGAUAUCAACUACAAGUUCAAGCGGGUCAAUCUCAACAUGUACACUGCCGCGCCAGGCUACGGCAUCGUGGCCCAUGACACCCUCCACGAGGUCUUCCGAUGCUUUGGAAUUCACGAUGUUGCUUCCAAGAUCCAAGGCUCUACCAACCAAAUGAAUAUCGUCAAGGGUGCCUUCGAGGCUCUGGCCGCGCAAAGAACACCCGACGACAUUGCCUUGGCCCGGGGCAAGCGUGUGGCGGACGUCACGAUGACCUACUAUGGCCUGACCAACACCAGCUCGCCGUCAGCCCGUCGUUAACGGAAUAAAGUGCAAUCAAGAGACA